Molecule: messenger RNA, 465 nt
Organism: Zasmidium cellare ATCC 36951
Lineage: Eukaryota; Fungi; Ascomycota; Dothideomycetes; Mycosphaerellales; Mycosphaerellaceae
Exons: 2
Coding region: 1-465 (154 amino acids)
Molecular function (GO): oxidoreductase activity, acting on the CH-OH group of donors, NAD or NADP as acceptor
Source: RefSeq, a predicted model, not a curated record
AUGUCACUUCGAGGAAAAGUCGCUCUUGUCACAGGAGGUGGCAAGAGUCUUCCGGCCGACAGCGCCAGGAAGUUGGCCAGAGAGGGUGCUGCGCUGGCUCUUCACUACAACACGGCGAAGACAAGAGAUCAAGCCCUCCUAUUCCGUGACGAGCUUCGAAGAACAUAUGCCGGCAUCAGAGUUAGCAUGCACUACGGUGACUUGAGCUCCGCUGCUGCUGUCGAAGACUUGUUCAGCGAAGUCGUUGCUGAACAUCGUAAGAUCGAUCUGGUUGUGAACACGGCUGGCGUCGUUCUGAACAACGAGAAGCUGUUCACGUACUCCGUCUUUGUCGAUGGGCAGAAGAACAAGUGGGCCGAUCGAUGUGCUGAGGCUCAGAGGAUACAGGCUUCAUCAUGUGAGCGUGGCAGAGUUCACAAUGCCCCUCUCAAGCCCCUUUCGCUGAAUACUGUUCGUCCCUCGUAG